AUGGCAUCUUGUGAUAUAGCAGAACAUCCUACAUCACGUAACAUCAAGAUUGAUUUAAUUGAAAAUAUUUAUAACGCAGGUAGCAUUGUUUGGGCAUACGUCAAAGGCUACCCAUGGUGGCCUGGUAUUAUUAACGACUGUCCUGAUACUUGCACAUAUUACAAAUUACCUAAAAAUUCCUCUAAACCUAGCAAAUACUACGUCACAUUUUUUAAUGAAGGAAAACUUGAAGCUAAUUGGAUUCUGAAACGAAAUCUUAAACCACUUGCGACAAAUAAAUAUAGUACACUUAUUAAAAAGACAAAGUUUAAUGGAGUUGAUUACCAACAGCUCUUACAAAAAGCACACAAAAUAGCUACAGAUGCUCUUGCAUUAUCAAUUUUAGAAAGGUUAAGAAGAUUCAGCUUUUUGGCACUAUAUGAAAAGUUUUAUGACAUUAAUAACAAUUCAACACAAUUAAUUAGCAACACUACAAGAACCGAUAUUUUAUCAGAAAUGGAUACAAAUUCAGAUGAUGAAAUAUCCUGUUCACAUCCCAUAAACAAGCAUUACACUUUGAAAGAGUAUUAUUUAGAAGUAAUAUGUAAAAAUCGAAACGCAUUAAGUAACGUUGCGAAGUAAUUUUUAUCGUAAAUUCAAAAACAAUAAAUACAUUGAUGUUAUAAAAUAAAUGAUUAAUAUGUAUGUAUAUUCGUUGCAGUCAAACAUUAUUCGACAUAAUAGCAAUUAUAUAUUAAAUAUA
Messenger RNA from Bombus pascuorum, 742 nucleotides. RefSeq names its product zinc finger CW-type PWWP domain protein 1-like. The coding region runs from base 1 to 621 and encodes 206 amino acids. Lineage: Eukaryota; Metazoa; Arthropoda; Insecta; Hymenoptera; Apidae. The transcript is spliced from 3 exons. Gene Ontology annotation, cellular component: nucleus. The record is from RefSeq and is a predicted model, not a curated record.